GUUGUAUGCAGCUGGGGGGCAUCGCAUUUCACAUCUGGAGAAAGCAGAUGUUGCGCUUUUGGGAAGCUCGCGCUGCGUUUCCGCGCUGUCAUUGUUUCCGUUUCCACCUCCGAGAAGCCUCACGCCUCCACAUAUCUCUUUUUGUUUUGCCUUGAAUCCGUUACGUUACGUGGUAGUUUGAGCUAUCUGAAGUUUGAGAAAAGUUGAUAUUUUUUUUUUCCAGCCAUGGGGGACAUCGAGGCUCCCAACUCGAAUCGGCCGCACCAGAAUGUCCUUCUCUCUGUUCUUCCGAGCAAAGAGUUCGCCUCCUCAAGGAAAGGAAUGCUGCUUAUUGCCGAAGUGGCACUAUCCUUUAUAUCAUUUGUGUGUUUCGCGGCAUCCACAGCAGCAGCCUUUGUGACAGUUCCCCUGCUGGAGUUCCUGGCAGCUCUCUUCUUGAUGUUCGCUUACUCCACCAAAUUCAAUGAGAGGUUUAAAGGCUUCCUCUGGCCUCUUAUGGAUUUCUUGAGAUGUGUGACCGCCUCCAUUAUCUUUUUCAUCAUCUCAAUAAUUGCAGUGUCCAAAUAUGUGGACGGUUCCUCUAAGGCUGCUGGGAUAUUUGGGUUCAUUGCCACCAUCGUUUUCGCUUUAGACUUUUACCUAAUUUUUAAUGAGCUGGCCACUUUCCUGAAGCAAGGCGGAGGGGAGUCCAAUGAAGAGCCAUCAAGACAGCAAGAUGAGUUUUCAGACUCUGAUUCAGACUGAGACCACAGACCAGCACCACCAUGGGAUCUUCACCAGCUGACAUGUUUGAUCAUAUAAAACAAACCUUUGCAGGAGAAAUUUCCACUGCUGAGCUAUCAUCUGCAAAGAUGCACACAUGUUUUAUUAUGUCACAAGGUUACAUGAAUACUAUGUACAGUAGAAAUCACAUCAAGGUUGCAUUAUUGGUUGGUUAAAUAUGUGCAUUCAUUGGUAGUUGGGGGACUUUCUCGCUACAGUCUCCUAGAGCCAAAAGGAGGGGGGACCAGACCCUGUUCACUUCUUCUGUUGAGCAUCCAAGGGUAGAAAUGUAUUUCACACAUCAAUCAUGUCAAGACAUUCAGGAAACAAGUCUAAACGGAUGUGUCAAAUAUGUUUAAAUUACAUUACAAGUGUUUUUAAAUUAAUGCUUUCAUGCUCAAACUCAUAUCCAGUGUCUUAGAUGAUUUGGGAAAAAUAUAAAUGCCAACCUGAUACUUAAAUAAUUAUAAAGCUGUGAAAUUGUUCUUAAAAGCUGUUUGUACGAUCUACAUGUGGGAGCAUGUCUCUAAAUCUGAAAUAAUGACUAAUAUUGACAUUUUGGGCAUGACCCUAUUUACAGACAUAUUCAACUACAACACUAAAUUAAUGUCCUUAGUAAAUACAUGUUUAGGAGUACUAAUGAAGUAUGUAAGUGGAGCAUCAUCUUCAUCAUCAUUUAUAAUGUUACAGUAUUACUAAAAAACUUAUGUACAGUAUACAGAACAGAUUGGUUGCAGGUUGGCUGGUUACAACCUCUGUCCAAUUGUCUAAACUCUACAAGAGUGUAUUUUUUAUAAUUUGAGGAUAAUGUUCGUUUAUCUGCCUUUAAAUUUGACUUUUGGGUCAACAGAGUUCCUGUGGCGUUCUGUAGUGCAUGACAACUUCUGGGUCAUUACAUAGUUUUUAUGUCCCAAAAUGUUAAAGUAGGUAAACAUUUUCAAACAUGUUUAAUUAACCCCAAAUUCGAGACUCUCCUCUUAUGUUUCAGUUUGUCUGCUGUAAGUGCUUCAUACAACCUGUGUUUGAAUAACGGUGCAUUGAAGCCACCAAAUGCAUUAUUAUUUUGUUAAAUGCUAGAUAUUCUAUAUGUGAAUCUUUUUUUGUGUAUUGAAAAGCAUCCAUGCUUAUUGGUUGUGCAGUCACUUGUUUUUGCAUGUAUGUUUGAGUCUUCAGUUCUUCCACUGCCACUACUGAAGAACUAGAUGCACUAGAACGCCACAGUGACUGUUAUUUGUAUUUACACUGCACUACUAAGUGUUACAACAGCACUGUGAAUUGAAAAUGGAUGAAUCAACAGCUGUUCAGAGCAAUUGGCAUAUUAAUAGUUAAGAAAAAGAAAAUACUACCAAAGUUGCAGUUACAUCCAAUAAUUAUUCACCGUUGUGCUUUUUAUGGGUUUUGAUAGUUUGUUACUUCUGUUGGUUCAUCUACUGUAUAUUAAGAUUUAGUUUAAAUGUUGCCCAGGCAGGAAUAUGCAAAAGUCGUUGUUAAUAAACUGAGACUAAAAUUGAGAAAUAGCUCCCAAUGUCAGCUGAGAGCUUUAUGUGCACACAUCUGCCGGGGAAGGAAUUCUUUAGUUUAUCUGCAAAAUUCAACAUCACCAAAUCUGGAGAUGCAUGGUUUUCACUGGACAGCUACAAAACUCACCUAUACCCCUUCGCCAAACAAAAUUAAAAAAAAUAAUCCUCUGAUGAAGAUGAACACAGCACCGUUUUAUAAAUAAGGGCCUCUUGCUGAACUAUUGCUGGUAAUAUAUCAAGUUUGUUUUUUACUGUUUUGUGCAAAACAAAAUGUUUGAAUAAAAAAGAGCUAAUUUCAA
Sander lucioperca (pikeperch) is the source of this 2581-nucleotide messenger RNA. It is a transcript of the gene cmtm3, whose product is annotated as CKLF-like MARVEL transmembrane domain containing 3. Lineage: Eukaryota; Metazoa; Chordata; Actinopteri; Perciformes; Percidae. The transcript has 5 exons. Gene Ontology annotation, cellular component: membrane. The record is from RefSeq and is a predicted model, not a curated record. The coding region runs from base 226 to 744 and encodes 172 amino acids.